Molecule: messenger RNA, 1305 nt
Organism: Medioppia subpectinata
Lineage: Eukaryota; Metazoa; Arthropoda; Arachnida; Sarcoptiformes; Oppiidae
Source: the annotation of a GenBank genome assembly
GGUCUCAAUCGGCGACAACUGAUCACCGAAGAAGUGUUGGUGUCUUUGGUGGCGCUGUUGGACACACUGUCAGCGCUGGUCGACGAAGUGAAACCUCUGGACGACGACAAGAACCAGAGGUUUGGGAACAAAGCGUUCAGAAUUUGGUUCACUCGUAUGGAGACCGAAGUCGAGGAACAACUGAAACAAGUGCUGACCGCCGAAGAAGUGGCAGAACUGAAACCUUAUUUGUUGGACUCGUUUGGUAACCAACAGCGCAUAGACUACGGCACCGGACAUGAGAUGUGUUUCGUUAUCUUUCUCAUGGGUUUAUAUAAAUUGAAAUUAAUUAACACAAGCGAUGAAGUGCUGAACAAAGAGGUGGUCCGCGGUCUCAGCCAUCAGUUGUUGACAGUGUUCGGUGUCCUAUAUCUGCCACUCGUACGCAAAAUUCAAUUACGGUAUCGCUUAGAACCGGCCGGAAGUCACGGCGCCUUCUCUUUGGACGACUUCCAGUUUCUGCCCUUUUAUUUCGGAUCCGCACAACUGGUGGGUCACCCGUAUGUCGAACCGCAUUCAUUCCCCGACCCGGAAGUGGCCAAACGACACAAAGACGACCUCAUGUUCUAUUCGGCCAUCCAUUUCAUCCACGAAGUGAAAAGAGGGCCUUUCGCUGAGCACUCGAACCAACUCUGGAACAUCUCAGGAGUGGACGACUUGAAGUGGCCAAACGACACAAAGACGACCUCAUGUUCUAUUCGGCCAUCCAUUUCAUCCACGAAAGGGCCUUUCGCUGAGCACUCGAACCAACUCUGGAACAUCUCAGGAGUGGACGACUGGUCCAAAAUCAAUCGCGGAUUACUUAACAUGUAUUGCAAGGAAUAUUUGCCCAAAUUUCCGAUCGUUCAGCACUUAGUCUUCGGCGAUCGCGUCCUUCCAGACGUCGGAGGCGUGUAUAUGACUAAAACAGAAUUCAAAGCACUUCCAGUCGUCGACAAAGUAUCUAAUGUUGAGAGUUUGGACACAACCGUUGAUCCACAAGAAGUGAACACAUCGACGGAAACGAUCGCUAAAUUUGAAUACCAUAUCGUUUAUAGUAUAAGUUAUUCCGUUCCUGUGCUGUACUUUACGGUCACUAAAACAGAUGGUUCAUUAGUUAGAAUUGAAGACAUUUGGAAAUGGAUUCCAAAGAGUAUUUACACAUCGGAACAGACAAGUGAUGCUUCGGGUGUGGAUAUGACCGACGAAUCAGCACUUUAUCGCAAAUAUGGAUCAAUGCUAACACAAAUGAAUAAUCUUUCACUUACUUUCAAUGGACAGUAUUAG